UCUCUUAUGCACUACUUCAGUUGAUUAUAACCCUUUACAUCAAACAAGUCAAAUGACUCAAUCUCAAACAAUGUUGAAUAAUGACUUAUCAAAUGGUAUGAUUCCACGUCCAUACAAUUCUCAUUCAGAAAACCAUGAUGUAGUUCAGAGUAAUAUUAAACAGCGAUAUUCACAACAAUUUUCACAUACUCCAAAGUUGCAUCGACGAAUGGUAUCUUUACCAAAUGAUAAUAGUGUACAGUUAGUCAGUCAAUCCCUGUCUGACGGUAGUGUACACCUGGCAUCUUUUAGUGUUCCCUCUGACUCAGAAAGUGAACUCACAUCGAAUUCACAUUCAACUGAACAAUUAAGUUAUACUAAAUUUACUAAUGUAACAAAUAAUUCACAACAAUCCUCUGACAAUGCAAAUCCCAGGAAAGUACAUUUACCAGUAGAGGCAACAUGUAAUUUCAGGCCUACAAAAUGUAAUUGUGAUCCUUCAGCAUUCGUUAAACGUAAUGGAAUACCUAUGGAUUCAGGCACAUCAUCAAUAAUAACAACAACAAAUUGUGCUACUGCUAGUACUUUUGACACUAUCCCUGCAAACACUAAUAUUGCUGAUAUAUCUAGAAAUAAGGGAGAUGAUUUGGACAAAUUCACCAAUCAUAAUCAACUAUCUGACGUAAAUACAGAUGAUGAUGAUCAUAAUCAUUGUAAUUUUACCGGUAAUCAACAUGGUGUUAAGAAAUCCAAAAAGUGGAAAGUUGGACCUAAUGGCCUCCGUGUUCUAUCACUUGAUGGUGGUGGUAUGCGUGGAUUAGUGAUCGUACAAUUACUUCGUGCUUUAGAAAUAGCAUCUGGAAAGAAAAUUACAGAAUUAUUUGAUUGGAUCAUUGGUACUUCAACUGGUGCAGCGAUAUCACUAUUUCUAGUAUCUGGCAAAUGUUUACAUUGUUGUCGUACAUUAUUAUUUCGAUUUAAAAAUCUUGUCUUCUGUGGUAAACGACCAUAUCCACCGGAACCAUUAGAAAUGUUAAUGCGUGAUGAAUUCGGUGAUAAUACUGUAAUGACUGAUUUAAAAACAGUCAGAGUUGCUGUAACUACACUUGUCAGUGAUCGAUGUCCACCAAUAUUGCAUAUGUUCAGAAAUUAUAAAUCUCCCCGUACUCGAAUACAACAAAUUUUAGAAACACGUCAAUCUGGAUUAAAGUCUUCUGUGUAUCAACGAACAAACAGAAGAAACAGCGGAUUAACUCAUCGUCAGUCUACUUCCGCCCUUGAGCUUGAUCGUGAAAAUCAAUCUACAAAAUCAUCAACACUUUCAACUUCUCAAUCUAUUUUAAAUUUUUUCUCAAAUGCUCAGGGAUUGUUAAUAGGUAGUGAAACAAGUACCAACCUUUCAACAUCUGACACUGAAUUAAAUAAUCCGUUUGAACAACUGCCUGAAGAUAAUGAACAUCCAAUUUGGAAAGCUGCUAGGGCUUCAAGCGCUGCACCGACAUAUUUUAGACCUUGUGGGCGUUUUUUGGAUGGUGGAUUAAUUUCAAAUAAUCCAACACUAGAUAUUUUAACAGAAAUUCAAGAAUUACAACUUUUACAACGUUUAAAAAAUAAACCUAUAACUCCUAUAGCAGUGGUUGUUUCUCUUGGGACUGGACGGUUGCCUGUAAUGCCUGUAGAGACAGUGGAUGUAUUUCGUCCACAAAAUAUUAUGGAAACAUAUCGAUCUGUACGUGGUUUCGGAUUUCUUGGUCGUAUUCUGGUUGAAAUUGCAACCAUGUCAGAUGGUCGAGUCGUUGAUCGUGCUAGUGCAUGGUGUGGUUCACUUGCAGUACCGUUCUUUCGAUUAAAUCCUCCAUUAUCAACUGAUAUUAGUCUUGAUUCUACUGAUAGUAAAGAACUUUUACUAAUGAUUGUUGAAACUCAAACUUAUUUACGUCGAGUUCACGAACGGAUUGAACUGUUAGCUUCAUUGUUGCAAUAGGAUAUAUUUUUAUGUAGAAAUUCACUUGUUUUACAAGUUAUUUUUGAGAUAUUUAUAUAAUGAUUCGUUCAAUAUGACCAUUAUUAUCAAAUAAUUUAAUAUUUUUCAGCAUACAUACUUCCGUCAAAGUUUACGGAAAGAAAUAAGAUUUCCUGCUAAAAGUUAUUGUUCCAAUUUUUGUUUAUCUAUUCUUGACCUUUGUUUUCUAAUCAUUUACAAAGCUUUCGGAAUUUCUUUUUAUAUCUUUUAUUCAUCGUACAGAAUUGAUUUUAUUUAUACUUUGAGUAAUAACAUUUUAAUAUCUUAUUUUGUGAAACAAUUUACGUGAUAAUCAGUAUGCAUACAUAUAGACAUACUGUUUCAAACUUUUCCCCAUCAACUUAUCUAUUUUUUUU
This is a messenger RNA of Schistosoma margrebowiei, 2358 nucleotides long. NCBI's taxonomy places the organism in Eukaryota, Metazoa, Platyhelminthes, Trematoda, Strigeidida, Schistosomatidae. The record is from the annotation of a GenBank genome assembly.